Sphaeramia orbicularis (orbiculate cardinalfish) is the source of this 2805-nucleotide messenger RNA. It is a transcript of the gene angpt1, whose product is annotated as angiopoietin 1. The coding region runs from base 498 to 2066 and encodes 522 amino acids. The record is from RefSeq and is a predicted model, not a curated record. NCBI's taxonomy places the organism in Eukaryota, Metazoa, Chordata, Actinopteri, Kurtiformes, Apogonidae. Gene Ontology annotation, biological process: blood coagulation. The transcript is spliced from 10 exons.
CAGUUCUUCAGAGUGAGUGUCUCUCUCACUCUACCCAGUCGUUAAGUCACAGAGCAGAGGAGGAAAGGAAGGCAGCGAGACCAGGGGAGGUCUGACGACACGAUCCCAGCUUUAAAGGCACCUAUUUCAAAUGCAAAAGGCUUAGAAAUGCAAAUGCACCGUUGAUGUUUGGAUGGGAUUUAAUGGAAGACGAUCUUUUUGAGCUUUAGAACUCAGCUGUCACCCUGCAAAGAGAUGUGAACUUUUCCAGCCUGGACAGAAACUGAAAGAAGCUCAAUAGCAACUAUAGCAUUUUUAAGUUAUCAAUGGAAAGAGUCUGCAUCAGUUUUGGACACUGGAGGUCCAAUGUAAGGAUGGAUGACACAUGUUCCACACCAAUGGUGGUCUUCACCAUCUUCUGAUCCAGCUUUGAAAAAAGACUCCCCAGCUACUUUUCAACUAACCGAGUCGCAAAAGCUUGAGACUGAAGGAUUUUUACUCACCUGCAGGUUUUCCUCAUGAUGAUGUGGUAUAAGUUUGGCUGCCACUUGCUCUCGCUGGCAGCACUUCUGGUGAUUGUAAGCUGCGUAGGAGGGGAACAGAGGAGAGGGACGGAUAGCAGCACGAGUAGCACAGCAAAUGGAAGCAAUUACAGUAACAGACGUUUUCAUAAGAUCCAACACGGACAAUGCACCUACACUUUCAUCCUUCCAGAGGGCGAUGGAGCUGGGGGGGCUCUGUGCAGGGAAGCCAAAGCCGGGACCCCGCAGUACAACGCCAACUCGCUCCAGAGAGAUGCUCCACCACCUGAGCCAGACUUUCCCAGUCAGAAGAUUCAGCAGCUCGAACACAUUAUGGAGAAUUACACCCAGUGGCUCCAGAAGAUUGAGAACUACAUCAAAGAGAGUAUGAAGACAGAGAUGGCUCAGCUGCAGCAAAGUGCAGUCCACAACCACACGGCGGCCAUGUUGGAAAUGGGCACCAACCUCCUGUCUCAGACCGCCGAACAGACGCGCAAGCUAACGGAUGUUGAGACGCAGGUUCUGAAUCAGACAUCCAGGCUUGAGAUCCAGCUGCUGGAAAAUUCUCUUUCCACUAACAAGCUGGAGAAAGAGUUAAUGGUCCAGACCAAUGAGAUCAGCAAGCUCCAUGACAAGAACAGCCUCCUGGAGCAGAAAAUGUUAGAGAUGGAAAUGAGACACCGAGAAGAACUGGAGACGCUGAAGCAGGAGAAGGGGAGUCUGCAGACCCUGGUGGGGAGGCAGAGCGGGGUUAUCAGGGAACUAGAGGCCCAGCUGAGCCGGGCCACGGGAAACAGCACAGUCCUGCAGAGACAGCAGCAGGAGAUGAUGGAUACGGUGCACAACCUGCUCAACCUCUGCUCCAAAGACGGAGUUGUACCAAAUAGCACAAAGACUGUAGAGGAAGAGAAGAGGUUCCGCGACUGUGCCGAUCUGUACCAGGCUGGUUUCCAUAAGAACGGGGUCUACACCAUCCAGAUCAACCCACAGGACAACAAAAAGGUGUAUUGCAACAUGGAAACAGCUGGUGGUGGAUGGACAGUAAUCCAGCGCAGAGAGGACGGUAGUGUGGACUUUCAGAGAACGUGGAAGGAGUACAAAAUGGGUUUUGGGAGUGUUUUGUCAGAACACUGGUUGGGGAACGAGUUUGUUUAUCAGCUGACCAGCCAGAGGCAGUAUGCGCUUCGUGUGGAACUGACAGACUGGGAUGGACACCAGGCCUUUUCACUGUAUGACCGCUUCCAAAUCGGCAGUGAAAAACAAAAUUACAGGCUGUUCCUGAAAAGUCACAGUGGGACCGCAGGCAGACAGAGCAGUCUGGUAAUCCACGGAGCAGACUUCAGCACCAAGGACGUGGACAACGAUAACUGCUUGUGCAAGUGCGCCCUCAUGCUAACUGGGGGUUGGUGGUUCGACGCCUGCGGUCCUUCCAACCUUAACGGCAUGUAUUUCACACAAGGACAACACGUGGGGAAGUUGAACGGUAUCAAGUGGCACUACUUCAAGGGUCCCAGCUACUCCCUACGAGCCACGGCCAUGAUGAUCCGUCCACUGGACUUCUCCUAGUCCUCCAAAAAUCCUGGAACUUCCAAAGCGGCUUUUAUCGCCUUUCGUCUCAUCUCAUUUCGCUGACCGUCCAAGUCGUGAAUCUUUUCUACUAAACCUGGUUUCAUCCCUGGGGUGAGCGCUGUGGCUGGUGCAGAUCCGAUGUGGUGUUUACAUGCUACUGUUGCCUCUUAAUCUUUUCCCUUCUGCACUGUUGUAAAGAGGGAACGUGAAGGACGACGCCAGAAGGACGACCUUAACCGGCUUCCUGUUUCCCCGAACAGACUCACAAACCUGAUCGCAAACUUUCCAUUUUAUUUAAGGACAUUAUGAACUCAGGCGUGUUAUGUGGCACCUGUAAUUCGCGCACAUUUUGAGCACAAUAUAAUGUCAGCUUGUAUUUAUAAAUCAAGCAUUAUGUUAUAACACAUUUUUCCUUUUUUCAGGGACCUUUGUUGCAUAAAACAUGGAGGUUGCGGACUCCUAUUUUUCGUUUUUGUUUUUUUUUUACCUUUCACGGAUGGAACGCCGCUAUCGCAGAGCAGCAGGACUCUUGAACUGCAGGACAGAGCUGAUCUGGAAAGAGAAGAGACGUUUGUAUGUGCAGCCCAUCAGCCCUUUGGUGGAAUUUUAUACUGUUUGUAAUAUUAUUAAUUUGCUAUCCUAAAUGUAUACAAUAUCCAUGUGUUGAAAGUGCGUUUUUGUUUCUUUUUACUGUACAGUGUAUACAGAUUAUGUUGUCUUUAUGUAUAAGAAAUAC